UUAUAUUAUGUCUCAACAGGUAGAUUUUAUCUUCGCAUGAUUGAUAAUGGGAAUUUGAUACUUGUUACACAAAGUGUGCCUUCCAAUUCAGAUUAUGAUGAUGCGUACUAUAACAGUCAAACUUUUGACGAAACAAAUGUAACCAAUUCUGGUGAUAAAUUGGUUUUUGAAGAGAAUGGCAUGAUGUAUGUAUUGAAGAGAAACAAUCAAAGGCAAUUUCUUACUCCCAGAUCCAUCCCUUCAGCUUCGGAAAAUUAUCACCGCGUGACACUUAACUUUGAUGGAGUUCUCACUCAUUAUUAUCGCUCGAGGAGUUCUAAUAGAAGUGGCUGGAAUAUUUUAUGGUCUCAACCAGAUAAUAUAUGUUUCAAUAUUUUUGGAGGAGGAAUAGGGGCUUGUGGAUACAAUAAUGUGUGCAAUCUUGGUACAAACAAAAGACCAGUUUGUAACUGUCCUAAAGGAUAUUCACUACUUGAUCCAAAUGAUACUUAUGGCAACUGCAAACCAGAUUCUGCUGUAAGUUGUGAUGAAGUUGGGAGGGGUUCACCUGAAGAUUUGUACAGUUUUAUCACGGUUCGUGAUACUGAUUGGCCAACAUCUGACUUUCAGAAGCUUAGCCCUUCUACUGAACAAGACUGCCAACGUUUCUGUUUGAAUGAUUGUUUUUGUGCUGUUGCCAUUUAUAGAAGCGAUAGCUGCUGGAAAAAGAAGCUGCCACUCUGGAAUGGGAGAAUAGACACCAGUCUGAAUGCGAAAGCGUUUAUUAAAAUAAGGAAAGGUGGUGUUCCUCCUCUAAGUCCUGGCCUUCCAAAUCCAGGAUCACGCCAAAGCAAGAAUUGGCGAAAUUGGGCAGUUGUGUCGUCCACACUCUUAGGUAGCUCUGUGUUGGUGAAUGUUGUCUUUAUUGGUGUAUUUUGUUGGGGAUUCUUCCAUGUUUACAAAAAGAAAGCCAAGACAUUUCGUCCUGCAAGUCAUGUACCUGACUCCAUUUGUCAUAGUUUUACAUACAAAGAACUUGUCGAAGCCACAAACGAGUUCAAGGAUGAGCUAGGCAGGGGUGCCUUUGGGAUUGUUUACAAAGGGGUAAUGCCAAUCUGUUCAAGAAACGUUGUUGCUGUAAAGAAGCUGGAUAGAGUUGCUCACGAGACAGAGAAGGAAUUCAUGAAUGAAGUAAAUGUGAUUAGUCAGACUCAUCACAAAAAUUUGGUCCGUCUUCUUGGAUAUUGUAACGAGGGACCUCAUCGCUUGUUGGUCUAUGAGUAUAUGAGUAAUGGCACUCUUGCAAGUUACCUUUUUUGUGAUCAAAAACCUACUUGGAGUCAGAGGACAAAAGUUGCAAUGGGAAUCGCAAGGGGACUUGCAUACCUCCACGAAGAGUGCAGUACACAGAUUAUCCAUUGUGACAUAAAGCCUCAAAACAUUCUUCUUGAUGAUUAUUAUGUUGCUCGAAUAUCAGAUUUUGGAUUGUCUAAACUGCUGAGGAUUAACCAGAGCCGAACGCUUACUAAUAUUAGAGGAACAAGAGGUUAUGUUGCUCCAGAAUGGUUCAGGAAUAGUCAGGUCACGGUUAAGGUGGAUGUUUACAGCUUUGGUGUAUUGCUACUAGAGAUCAUCACUUGCCGGAAAAGCUUGGAGAAUGAGGAAAGCUAUGGACCGGAGGCAAUUCUUACAGAUUGGGUCUUGGAUUGCUUUCAAGAGGGAAAAUUUGAAGCUUUGGUAGAAACUGAUACUGAAGCCUUGAAUGACAAGAAGCAGCUCGAGAGGUUCGUGAUGGUUGGUAUUUGGUGCAUCCAAGAAGAUUCAUCGAUGAGGCCUACUAUGAGGAAAGUCACUCAAAUGCUUGAUGGAUCUGUUGAAGUGACGACUCCACCUUGCCCAUAUACAUUCAGCACUACUAUUUAAGAUCUGCCUCAAUUGUGUGCAGUUUCCUCCGCUGUAUAUCUUUAAUAUCUAAAUACUAAGGUAAUGUUACUCAUCAUAUUGCAUGUUCUUUAAGUUGUAUGAUCUGUAUAAUUUUCUCAAUUUGGUGUUGGUAACUGUUAAUCUGUAUUAUGUAUAACUACUGUAAAGGGGGGAGCUACGCGUUUUCACAUGUCAGGCUGAACAUGUAAUGAAUUCUUAUCAGGAUUGUUUUGAUGUUCAUAUCAUGUGUAAUAGUCAAAGUUAAUUGCUCAUAAUCUUUGCCGCGUUGA
This is a messenger RNA of Nicotiana tabacum (common tobacco), 2192 nucleotides long. NCBI's taxonomy places the organism in Eukaryota, Viridiplantae, Streptophyta, Magnoliopsida, Solanales, Solanaceae. The record is from RefSeq and is a predicted model, not a curated record.